Messenger RNA from Orbilia oligospora ATCC 24927, 960 nucleotides. RefSeq lists its product as uncharacterized. Bases 1 to 960 code for a protein of 319 amino acids. The transcript has a single exon. The record is from RefSeq and is a predicted model, not a curated record. NCBI's taxonomy places the organism in Eukaryota, Fungi, Ascomycota, Orbiliomycetes, Orbiliales, Orbiliaceae.
AUGACUAGCAGAAACAUGUCUUCUGUCGACCAAAUCUUCAAUGCUCCUCGCUCAAUUGCCAAGGUCGUCCCGGCUGUAGAAACAGCGGAGGGCGAUGGUGCCAGAGUUCGCCGAAGCAUUGGCACCCCCCAACUUCGCCGACUACCUCCAUUUUUGAUGUUGGAUCAUUUCUUCCUCACAGACGGAGCAGGUUUCCCAGACCAUCCUCAUCGUGGGCAGGAAACCAUUACCUACCAACUCAGCGGUGCCACCAACCAUGAGGACUUCACCGGUUCUGCUGGCACAAUCCAGGCUGGCGACCUCCAAUUCAUGACUGCAGGCAAGGGUAUCGUCCACGCCGAAAUUCCCUCACAGCAACCAAAAGACGGUGCUGCCAAUAUUGGCCUCCAGCUCUGGGUCGAUCUUCCAGCUCGUCUCAAGAACUGUGAUCCACGAUACCGCGACCUCCGUGCUGGGGAAAUCCCCAUUGCACACCCUUCCGACAAAGUUGACGUCAAGGUCAUUUCUGGUCAAUCCUGCGGUAUUGAUUCAGUUAAAGACUUAGCCUAUACCCCUGUUUGGCUGCUACACGUUAACAUGCGGCCAGGUGGUGAACUCUCGCAAAGCCUACCAAAAGGUUGGAACUCGUUCAUCUAUACCAUGUCUGGCUCCAUCACUGUCAACAACACCAAACGUGUCGAGAAAUUCAACAACGUUGUUCUCGGCACAGACGGCAGCGGAGUCAAUAUUUCUGUCGAUCCCAGCGAAACCGAGGCAGCAGACUUCGUUAUCCUGGCCGGAGAACCCGCAGACCAACCCAUUGUCCAAUAUGGCCCAUUUGUGCAGCUCACGGAGAGGGAUAUUUACAAGACCUUUGAGGAUUACCAGGAGCAUAAAAAUGGCUUUGAGAGACUUAAGGGCUGGGAAAGCAAGAUUGGGAAGGAAUUUCACCUAAGACGUAGACACAGCUUUAGAGUCUAA